Messenger RNA from Marasmius oreades (fairy-ring Marasmius), 2125 nucleotides. RefSeq lists its product as uncharacterized. The coding region runs from base 157 to 2106 and encodes 649 amino acids. Gene Ontology annotation, biological process: protein peptidyl-prolyl isomerization. The transcript is spliced from 13 exons. Gene Ontology annotation, molecular function: protein binding; peptidyl-prolyl cis-trans isomerase activity. The record is from RefSeq and is a predicted model, not a curated record. Lineage: Eukaryota; Fungi; Basidiomycota; Agaricomycetes; Agaricales; Marasmiaceae.
UUCAUUGAGUCAGAGGCGGGCCAGUGGACGAAAUCAAAUCGAGUGCGUUGGUGACCGAGCAGAGACUCACAAGCUGAAGAACCGAACAUAUUCGCAACCGCCAAAAGAUGGGCCCGGGCCGAUCAGACUUCCAGAGCGUGCUUGUGGCUGCAAACAAUGUCGGAUGUUGAAGGACGAGAUGAAACAGUACUUGGCAAACGCUCAAGGGAAGAAAAGGGAGCUGCUGCACAGAACAACGAUGCCGACAACGAUUCAGACGACGAUCUCGGGCCAAUGCCAAUGCCAGCCGGUGAAGACAAUGGUAACAUGAAAAAAAAGCGGAGGGUUCUUCCUCAUGAAAAAUUAUACCUCGAACAUUUGCCCAAUACCGACCAGUACUACAAGAGCUUCAUGCACCGAGAUGUCAUCAACUACUGUGUUGUUACAAAAACGGAAUUCAUGAUCACGACCUCAGUUGAUGGACAUCUAAAGCUUUGGAAAAAGCAAGAGACGGGGAUUGAAUUCGUCAAGCAUUACCGUGCUCAUCUUCAGCCAAUAGUUGGAGUUUCUGCCAGUGCGGAUGGUCAACUAUUUGCCACCAUCUCGGAAGACGGAACUGCGAAAGUCUUUGAUGUCAUCAAUUUUGAUAUGAUCAACAUUAUUAAACUUGGUUUCACCCCGCACACGUGUUGCUGGGUCCAUGGUCGUGGCCAAGCGCAGGGAAUUCUCGCCGUGUCAGAUUCGGCGUCUGGAACGAUUCGUCUUUACGAUGGGAGAGGUGGCGACACUCCUCUUGAAUUAGUGGAAAGUCUUCAUCGUUUCCCAGUUCACAUCAUGACAUACAGCGACCGGUAUGACACCGUCGUGUCAGCGGACGAAGCCGGAUUUAUUGAGUAUUGGCAGCCAACGGAGCCAUUUGGCUUGCCUAAGAACGUGUCAGGUUUAUGGUCAUUCAAGAGUGAGACAGAUCUCUAUGAGUUUAAGAAGUCCAAAUCAACUCCGACUUGCAUAACCCUAUCUCCAGACUCCUCUUCCUUCGUCACCAUGUCACUUCCCGACCGACAAAUCCGCAUAUUCUCUUUUUUGUCAGGUAAACUUACUCGCAAAUACGACGAGUCUCUGAGUGCUAUCCAAGAAAUGCAGCAAGCCGGAACGGCCGUUUAUAAAGUCGAAGACAUGGAAUUUGGUAGGCGUUUAGCCGCUGAACGUGAAUUAGAGCUCCCAGGUCCGGAUGGAACAAUACCUGGAAGAUGGUGCAAUGCUAUCUGGGACGAGAGCGGGGCCUUCAUCAUUUAUGGAUCCCUGUUAGGUGUAAAAGUCGUGAACACGGUGACCAAUCGCGUUGUGCGCCUUCUCGGAAAAGACGAAGUCGUCCGGUUCCUUAACCUCAACAUCUAUCAGGGCGCUCCUGCAAAGCACGGUGCAACUACAGCGGCUAUGGUGGCUUCUUCCAACCCAAUACUCGCUGAACGAGCAGUUCGAGAUCCUACUUUGUUCUGUACAGGAUUCAAACGACAACGGUUCUACAUGUUUACCAGAGCAGAACCUGAAGACAGCAAAGGUGGUGACCGUGAUGUAUUCAAUGAACGACCGACUCGCGAAGAGCAAAGUAUCGCAGCGGCAGCUCCCAGUGCAGGAAAAAGUGGUCCAUCUCCUCUGGCUAAUGCCGCGACCAUCCAUACCACACUUGGUGAUAUCCACCUUAGAUUGUUCCCUCAACAAGCACCCAAAGCUGUAGAAAACUUUGUGGGACAUGCUAGGAGCAGUUAUUUUGAGGGUAUCGUCUUUCACCGGGUUAUUCCCAAAUUCAUGAUUCAAACUGGUGAUCCGCUUGGGGACGGAACAGGAGGGACAUCGAUAUGGGGUAGGGAGUUCGAAGAUGAGUUUUCUGAUGAUUUGAGGCAUGAUCGACCGUACACGGUUAGCAUGGCCAAUGCCGGUCCCGGAACCAAUGGAUCACAGUUCUUUAUCACCACUACUGCGACGCCUUGGUUGGACAAGAAGCACACCAUAUUUGGACGCGUGAUAUCAGGACUCGAGGUUGUCCACGCGAUCGAAAACGUCAAGACGAACAAGAUGGACAAGCCUCUUGAGGAUAUCAAAAUAAUCAAUGUCAACGUCGAAUGAGCCCACUACAUAAAUCUGC